Messenger RNA from Spodoptera litura, 618 nucleotides. The record is from RefSeq and is a predicted model, not a curated record. Lineage: Eukaryota; Metazoa; Arthropoda; Insecta; Lepidoptera; Noctuidae.
AUGUAUCCUGAAGAGUCUGGCUUCCAGGCCAGACCUCCAAGGAACCUUUUUCUCACGCCUCCAGGCGUUAUUGGGAGACUUGGGUUUAUCCCCCCUCCACCACCACCCCCCCGCCUAAGAAACGGGACUUCAGGCUUCGGCCUACUUCCGGGUCUCCUCCCAGGAGAUCAAACAAGGACUCCCCCCGGAGAUGAUCGCGGACCCCACCCCGCUUCCGCGCCGACUCCCCCCCUCGCCACCGGUCAAGUACCUCUCACCGCCGUUACCCCUUCCCCACCGAAAUCUCCCCGCCGGUUCUCCUCCCCCCCGAAAAGUCCUCCUUCAGAGGACCAAGCACCCUCCCCUCCCCCGUCAUCCGAUGACCUCUCAUCGGAUGACCAGGAGUUUAAGGUAGUUCAAGGAAAGAGGAAGAAAAAGCCUUCUUCCUCAGUUCCUGUCACCAAGGCCAAGAAAGCCGCAGCCCCACCUGGCAUCAAAAUAGUGGUCCCAACCGUGGGAAGACUUCAGGGCUUUAAGCGCCCUUCUGAUAGGGAGAAACGUCCCUUACCACUCGUACACUCUCAAGGAAGACCGCCCCGUCCGGGUGGUCUUCAAGAACAUCCCAACGGAAAUCUCUGA